AUCGUAUUGUGAAUUGUGAUUAUAUGUCUUCAGUCUUUCUGAUAACAAUACUGUUGAUCAAUCAAUCCGCACUCGGUCAUCAGUAACUAUCUAUUGUAGAAGCUAUUUAAAUUUUUAGUUAUUACUUAUUACAGCAUUGCUGUAUUUCUGUAUAUUGUGUUAUUUGUACCCUCUGAGUAUCUAUUUUCCAACGAAUUUAAUUAUUUCGUUAUUAUACUUUUCUUACUUAUGCCAAACUCGCUUAAAAAAUUCAUCAACUGUGUCGUUUUUGGUUGCCGAACAAUAUUCAAAUAAAUCUAACACUAAGGUGUCACCUACUCGAAACGUUUCAUUCCAAUAUUUUGCAUGCUUAUGAAAUAUGAACGGAAUGUUUUUACUUUGAAUUUCUAGUCAACCAUUGAGAUAUGAAUAUUGUCGUAGUUAAUUUCAUUGAUUUAUGAUUAGAAUUUGAACUAUAGUACAGAAUCUACAACAGUGGAUUUAUUUUCUACCAAAAUGCCUCAUCACUAUGGUUUAGAAAUGACUACACAGAUUCGACCUGAAAAGAAGCUGACAAAAGAUGCUAUGGAAAGAUAUUUACUUGAUCGCAAUGACUUGGUUUUAGUCAUCCUUCAUGCUAAAGUUGCUCAAAAGUCCUAUGGCACUGAAAAACGUUUUUUCUGUCCACCUCCAUGUGUGUAUCUUUUUGGCAACGGUUGGCAAUUACGUCAACAACAGCUACUUAGAGAAGGAGUGACUGAAGCUAAUUCUCAAAUGAGUGCAUUUAUUGGCAUUGGUAGUGCGGAUCAAGAUUUGCAACCACUUGAUCUCAAUAACAUUAAACAGUAUUGUGCCGCUAAAACAUUAUUUAUAUCUGAUUCUGACAAACGCAAGCACUUUAUGCUUAUGGUAAGAAUGUUCUACAACAAUGGCUAUGACAUUGGAACUUUCCAUAGCAAACGAAUCAAAGUAAUAUCUAAACCUUCAAAAAAAAAACAAUCCUUAAAAAACGCAGAUUUAUGUAUAGCUAGUGGUACAAAAGUGGCAUUGUUCAAUAGGCUUAGAUCACAAACAGUGAGCACUCGAUAUUUACAUGUCGAAAACGGAACCUUCCAUGCCAGUUCAACACAGUGGGGAGCUUUUAUCAUUUACUUAUUGGAUGAUGAUGAAAGUGAGAGUGACAUGUUCAAUGUUCGAGAUGGUUACAUUCAUUAUGGUAGUACAGUGAAAUUAGUGUGCAGUGUUUCUGGAAUGGCUUUGCCACGACUAGUCAUAAGAAAAGUUGAUAAACAAACAGCGUUACUAGAAGCUGAUGAUCCGGUGUCACAAUUGCACAAAUGUGCGUUUUAUAUGAAAGACACUAAUCAUAUGUAUUUAUGUUUAUCCCAAGAGCGUAUAACAAACUUUAAUGCAACACCAUGUCCAAAAGGGCCAAAUAAAGAAAUGAUCAACGAUGGAGCUUGUUGGACCAUCAUAAGUACAGACAAAGCAGAAUACCAAUUUUAUGAAGGAAUGGGACCUGUAAAUUCACCUAUAACACCUGUACCAGUAGUGCACGGUCUUAACACUAAUGGUGGAGGUGAUGUGGCUAUGUUAGAACUGAGUGGAGAAAAUUUCACACCACAUCUACAAGUAUGGUUCGGAAAUGUUGAGUCUGAAACUAUGUUUCGUUGCCAAGAGAGUAUGAUUGCAGUUGUACCAGAUAUCUCUUCAUUUAGAGGAGACUGGUCAUGGGUGAAACAGCUAACACAAGUACCAGUGUCUUUAGUAAGAAAUGAUGGUAUUAUCUAUGCUACAGGAUUGACUUUUACGUAUACUCCUGAACCAGGUCCAAGAAAUCGUGUAACACCAGCCGACAAAAUAAUGCGAACAUCUACUUCAAAAAAUAAUUUUUCGUUAUCACAUAUCAUGAGUUGAUUACAAAAAGGGUAUUUUUAAUAGUAUUAUUUAUUCAACAGCCAACAGGGUAUAUGACUGAUAAUU
This is a messenger RNA of Myzus persicae (green peach aphid), 1962 nucleotides long. RefSeq names its product suppressor of hairless protein-like. The record is from RefSeq and is a predicted model, not a curated record. Gene Ontology annotation, molecular function: DNA-binding transcription activator activity, RNA polymerase II-specific; RNA polymerase II cis-regulatory region sequence-specific DNA binding. The transcript is spliced from 2 exons. Gene Ontology annotation, cellular component: nucleus. Bases 496 to 1896 code for a protein of 466 amino acids. Gene Ontology annotation, biological process: regulation of transcription by RNA polymerase II. NCBI's taxonomy places the organism in Eukaryota, Metazoa, Arthropoda, Insecta, Hemiptera, Aphididae.